This is a messenger RNA of Nicotiana tabacum (common tobacco), 540 nucleotides long. NCBI's taxonomy places the organism in Eukaryota, Viridiplantae, Streptophyta, Magnoliopsida, Solanales, Solanaceae. The record is from RefSeq and is a predicted model, not a curated record.
AUGAAAAGGUUUGCUCUCGUCAGGAACAUCAGACUUGGUAUUGUUUCCUUCCGACGGGCUUCCGUUGUAUAUAUUUGUGGGAUUAACAAUGUUAGUAAGAUUGUUCUAUCUAAUGCCGGUGCAGCAUUUGCUGGAAUGAUAAUUGGAAGGCGUGAAAGAUCAAAGGAGUACAUCAACACUAAUGAAAAGUUUACAGUUGGUAUAACGAUGUAUGGGGUUACAACUCCUUGUGUUAAUGCUGUAACAGAAAGAUUAGCUAAAGAAGGAUAUGAAACUUCGGUUUUCCACGCCACUGGUGUCGGAGGCAGCGCAAUGGAGGAACUCGUUAGAGGAGGUCUUAUACAGGGUGUGUUGGAUAUUACGACAACUGAGGUUGCAGAUUACAUAGUUGGAGGGAUUAUGGCAAGUGAUUUUUCCCAAUUUGAUGCAAUAUUAGAGAAGAAGAUUCCUUUGGUUCUGAGUGCGGGAGCAUUGGAUAUGGUCACUUUUGGUCCUAAAAAUACCAUAUCUCCUGACUUUAAGCAAAGGAAGAUUCAUUAA